Molecule: messenger RNA, 5517 nt
Organism: Castor canadensis (American beaver)
Lineage: Eukaryota; Metazoa; Chordata; Mammalia; Rodentia; Castoridae
Gene: Ap2b1
Product: adaptor related protein complex 2 subunit beta 1
Biological process (GO): vesicle-mediated transport; intracellular protein transport
Cellular component (GO): membrane coat; clathrin adaptor complex
Molecular function (GO): clathrin binding
Source: RefSeq, a predicted model, not a curated record
AUCUUUGUCCCUGGCAAAUUGGGUUUUGCGCAGUGGUUUAGACCUAGAGAAAGAAUCGUUACGGGCAGGAAACCAUUACAACACCACCCCGACUGUGCUCUCUGAGUGCUGCCACCACCCCCGCCCUUGCCUCCGGUACACGUUAAAGAUCCAAAAUCAUGACUGAUUCCAAGUACUUCACAACCAAUAAAAAGGGAGAAAUCUUUGAAUUAAAAGCUGAACUCAAUAAUGAAAAGAAAGAAAAGAGGAAGGAGGCUGUGAAGAAAGUGAUUGCUGCUAUGACCGUGGGGAAGGAUGUUAGCUCUCUUUUUCCAGAUGUAGUGAACUGUAUGCAGACUGACAAUCUGGAACUAAAGAAGCUCGUGUAUCUCUAUUUGAUGAACUACGCCAAGAGUCAGCCAGAUAUGGCCAUCAUGGCUGUCAACAGCUUUGUGAAGGACUGUGAAGAUCCCAAUCCUUUGAUUCGGGCCUUGGCAGUCAGAACCAUGGGGUGCAUCCGAGUGGACAAGAUUACAGAAUAUCUCUGCGAGCCCCUCCGAAAGUGCUUGAAGGAUGAAGAUCCCUAUGUUCGGAAAACAGCAGCAGUCUGUGUGGCAAAACUCCAUGAUAUCAAUGCCCAAAUGGUGGAAGAUCAGGGAUUUCUGGAUUCUCUACGGGAUCUCAUAGCAGAUUCAAACCCAAUGGUGGUGGCUAAUGCUGUAGCAGCAUUGUCUGAAAUCAGUGAGUCUCACCCAAAUAGCAACUUACUCGAUCUAAACCCACAGAAUAUUAAUAAGCUGCUGACAGCCCUGAAUGAGUGCACCGAAUGGGGCCAGAUUUUCAUCCUGGACUGCCUGUCUAAUUACAAUCCUAAAGAUGACCGGGAAGCUCAGAGCAUCUGUGAGCGGGUAACUCCCCGGUUGUCCCAUGCCAACUCAGCAGUGGUGCUUUCAGCGGUAAAAGUCCUAAUGAAAUUUCUAGAGUUGUUACCCAAGGACUCUGACUACUACAGUAUGCUGCUGAAGAAGUUAGCUCCCCCACUUGUCACUCUUCUAUCUGGGGAGCCCGAAGUGCAGUAUGUUGCCCUGAGGAACAUCAACCUAAUUGUCCAGAAAAGGCCUGAAAUCUUGAAGCAAGAAAUAAAAGUCUUCUUUGUGAAGUACAAUGAUCCUAUCUAUGUUAAACUAGAGAAGUUGGACAUCAUGAUUCGUCUGGCAUCCCAAGCCAACAUUGCUCAGGUUCUGGCAGAACUGAAGGAAUAUGCCACUGAGGUGGAUGUUGACUUUGUUCGCAAAGCUGUGCGGGCCAUUGGACGAUGUGCCAUCAAGGUGGAGCAAUCUGCAGAACGCUGUGUAAGCACAUUGCUUGAUUUAAUCCAGACGAAAGUAAAUUACGUGGUCCAGGAGGCAAUUGUUGUCAUAAGGGACAUCUUCCGCAAAUAUCCCAACAAGUAUGAAAGUAUCAUUGCCACACUCUGUGAGAACUUAGAUUCCUUGGAUGAGCCCGAUGCUCGAGCAGCUAUGAUUUGGAUUGUGGGAGAAUAUGCUGAAAGAAUUGACAAUGCAGAUGAAUUACUAGAGAGCUUCUUGGAGGGUUUUCAUGAUGAAAGCACUCAGGUACAGCUCACUCUCCUUACUGCCAUAGUAAAGCUAUUCCUCAAGAAGCCAUCAGAAACACAAGAGCUGGUCCAGCAGGUCUUGAGUUUGGCAACACAGGAUUCUGAUAAUCCUGACCUUCGAGAUCGGGGCUAUAUUUAUUGGCGCCUUCUCUCAACUGACCCUGUGACAGCCAAAGAAGUAGUCUUGUCUGAGAAGCCACUGAUCUCUGAAGAAACAGACCUCAUUGAGCCAACUCUACUGGAUGAGCUUAUCUGCCACAUUGGUUCUUUGGCUUCUGUGUAUCAUAAACCUCCCAAUGCAUUCGUGGAAGGGAGUCAUGGGAUCCAUCGCAAACACUUGCCAAUUCAUCAUGGGAGCACUGAUGCAGGUGACAGCCCUGUUGGCACCACCACUACAACCAACCUGGAACAGCCUCAGGUUAUCCCCUCUCAAGGUGAUCUUCUUGGGGAUCUUUUAAAUCUUGACCUUGGUCCCCCAGUCAAUGUGCCACAGGUGUCCUCCAUGCAGAUGGGAGCAGUGGAUCUCUUGGGAGGAGGACUAGAUAGUCUGGUAGGACAAUCUUUCAUCCCAUCAUCAGUGCCUGCAACCUUUGCUCCUUCACCCACUCCUGCUGUGGUCAGCAGUGGUCUGAAUGACCUAUUUGAACUUUCCACAGGGAUAGGCAUGGCACCUGGUGGAUAUGUGGCUCCUAAGGCUGUCUGGCUACCUGCAGUAAAGGCUAAAGGCCUGGAGAUUUCAGGAACAUUUACUCACCGCCAAGGGCACAUCUAUAUGGAAAUGAACUUCACCAAUAAAGCUCUGCAACAUAUGACAGACUUUGCAAUCCAGUUUAACAAGAACAGUUUUGGUGUCAUCCCCAGUACUCCUCUGGCCAUCCAUACCCCACUGAUGCCAAACCAGAGCAUUGAUGUCUCUCUGCCUCUCAACACCUUGGGCCCAGUCAUGAAGAUGGAACCUCUGAAUAACCUGCAGGUGGCUGUUAAAAACAAUAUUGAUGUCUUCUACUUCAGCUGCCUCAUCCCACUCAAUGUGCUUUUUGUAGAAGAUGGCAAAAUGGAGCGCCAGGUCUUCCUUGCAACAUGGAAAGAUAUUCCUAAUGAAAAUGAACUUCAGUUUCAGAUUAAGGAAUGUCAUUUAAAUGCUGACACUGUUUCCAGCAAGUUGCAAAACAACAAUGUCUAUACUAUUGCCAAGAGGAAUGUGGAAGGGCAAGACAUGUUGUACCAAUCCCUGAAGCUCACUAAUGGCAUUUGGAUUUUGGCUGAGCUACGUAUCCAGCCAGGAAACCCCAAUUAUACGCUGUCACUGAAGUGCAGAGCUCCUGAAGUCUCUCAAUACAUCUAUCAGGUCUACGACAGCAUUUUGAAAAACUAAUAAAGGUGGUUCAUUACCCUCCAGCCACCCUGUGAUUGGUGCAAGCCAAGAACUCUUAACUGGAAGAAAUUGUACUGCUGUGUAGAACCUUAACCCAAACACACUUGUGGCCACCCACCCAGGUAGUCCAGUCUACCCUGUGCUGACAUUAAGCACACCCUAUUGGAUAGUUUUAGCUUCCUGAGAACAUUUGUAACCACUGCUUUAGUCACUUUCCACCUCUUGCCACCUGCUGCUGCUCUCUGUCCUUACUUGUGGGCUUCUCCAUGCUGUGCCAAUGGCUGGCUUUUUCUACACCCUCUUUUGAGUGUAGUUUGAUAUUUUGUAAUCGAAAGAAAGCUCAUUUCAAAAGCAGAAAAGACAACAAAUUAAAGCAAGGAAAAGUGUCACUGAAACGUAAACUGCACUUUAUUGUUUUAUAUUUUUGUACAUAUGAGAAAUUGAGGUAGUAUAACCAGUAGAAAGUGUUAAAACAACUAACCAAUCUUAGAGGAAAAGAUGCAGUUACCACCUCACUCUGUGAGGGGUUCUCUUAUGCUUGGCAACCUUGUCCCUGAUCAUUUGGAUCUCCCUCCCCCCUUUUUUUCUGUCUCUUUCUCCAAACUGAUUCUUUGGCCAGGCCUUCACAUUUCCCUCUGCCCCUUAUUAUCAUUUCAUUUGAUUGCUUUGCCUUUGGAAACGGUGAUCUUCAUAGGAUGAUGUUUCAGGAUGUCCACACCAAAGCUGAAAAGUUAGAACAUUCUAUAUUCCUUUCCACUGAACUAACCCAUUAAUAACACUAAUUAAGGACACUGAGUAGAGAUGGAGAACAGGAACCAAAAUGCCCCCCCUAGACCUCUCCCCUGUAUUUCUCAGGUCCAAUUUAGAUCUAAAAUCAGAUUUUAGAGUUGAUUUUAAUGACAUAUCAAACCCUGCUUGUCUACAAAUGAGAAAGACAAAGGGCAUUAUUGCUGAGGCCCGUCAGCUCUUGGAUAGCAGAGCUGAGGCAGAUCCCAUCAGUGCUGUUUUCACUGAAGCACUGUCUCCAUGCUGUUCUUUCCUUAGUGCUUUCAACUUUUUCUGUACCUGCUCUGUGACUGGUACAUAUGUACUCCAUACUGAGUUUGGUACCCCAUCCAUUCAUUGGUAUCAAGUGGCAGCAGAGCUUCUUGUCAGUUACUUGAAGGUGCAUAUGAUGAAAGAGUGAAAGUGUGGCUACUGCUUCCCUGGUGCUCACGUCUUGAGGCCAGCUGGUGGAUGCAGAGAAGUGAGCUUUAGAGAUGAUGCAAGUUCUCUUUAUCUCUUCAGACUCUAGAGCAAAUGUAAGACCAUCCCAGAGGUAGCGUAGUUCUUUUCAUCUCUCAAAGAAUUGGAGAGGUGAAAUCCCCUCCCUUAACAUGUUGAGUACCAUUUGUCAGGUAAUGAGUGCUUCAUGCCCAGGACAUCACCCUGUCUAGUGGUGUUCAUACUGUUCCAUCUGUGGGCCCUUGUUGCAGAAUCUGGCACGCAGUCUUCAGGGUUCAUGAUCAAGACAGCUCUUCCAGGUACCCCUGCUUGAGUCAGAGGCACUGCAGGGUCCAGAGGCCUCAUGUUGGACUCAGACCUAACCCACCAGACUCAAAGGAGGGAUUAUGAAAAAACAGCAGAAACCAACCCCUAGCCACCCUGUGCCUGAUAUAAACCUGUAUCAGUUGCAAAGCUUGGGGAGAAUGGAUGCUCCAAUGCAGUUUCUUAAACCUUUGAGAAUCUUCAAGAAAAGAAUUACUGGGUGGGGGAAAAGAAAUACAUCUCUCACUCACCACUGCUCGGGCACUUAGGGAAUAGGAAAUAGCACAGGAAUGUAUGGGAAACGGGUGGGUUGGUGAUGUGUGGGGUGGAAAAGCAAGUUGAUAAAGUUUCCUUAUUGGGACUCAUUCAUGGAGUCUGGGUACAAGCAGCGUAAAAGGUUCACACUACAAACACAGUGUUCUCAUUUCAAAGUAAACUGUAGUUACAGAAGGAAAAAUAUGUGUCAGGGCAAACAGAACACAAUUUUAUGCAAGGGUAUGUCCCUUAGCCCCUGAAACAAGCUUCUUUCAGUGUCCCUACCAGUGAUGGCUAACUGCUGCUGUUGUCAGCUGGCCUGCUGAGCCAAUCCAUGAUGUCUUUGCAGCUUGGGGAGGCUGCCUCACAUUGUGCCCUGAGCAGAAUUAUAGAGUUACUCCAUACAAAAGGACCUCUCUCCUGAAGAAACAUCCUGUUGCUUCCACAACAGCUUCCCUUAGGACCCCUUUCAAGCUUGGCCUGGUUGGGGGUUGGACUGGGGUUUGCCCCACAUAUCCUCUGUCGUCUUCCUAAGUAUGUCUGUAAUGUCAACUAGUGUACAAAGGGAAAAGAAAGCAAACACACCCAGAACUCUCUCUGGUCAGAGAUUCCCUGAGUGUCCUCACUCAAGCCUGUUCCCUGUGUCUGUCUUGUAAAGCUUGGGACUCUGGAGAGAGGUGGGAAGGGGGUAAAAGAUGUCCUAAGAAUGCUCAUUCUUCUGUUCUAAUUGGGAUCUGUUCUUGGGGAGGAUGGGGUUGGGGGG